AUGCGCCAGGUAGUCGCUGAAGAUGAUGCAAGUGCGGGAAAGGGCGUCCCGCUUACCGCCGAGGUCGUGGAACACCUGACGUGGAUCGGAAAAACCGUGGGGCCUGUGCUGGAUGAGGUCAGGAAGGCGAUUCAUCUGACUGAUCUGGCAAAGGUAACCGUGGCCGGGGACACCCGGUCCCGAGACGUUCUAGAACUAGCGUUGCUAUCGCUCGUCGAGUGCCUGCCGUCCAUCGACUUCGCGGAAGUGUGGCAGUUGGACAACGACGGCAGUAUUCGCUGCGUCCAGGGCCUGAUCGCCACGGCAGGCGAAGGAGGUCGAAAGUAUUACCGUUCCAACGAGCGCGUCGACAGCCUCCUGCAUGGUGAGGAUGCCGAAGAGUUUAGCUUGAAGAUGGAGCCCGAGGCUAUCCCGGACGCCGCCAUCAGGGGCACGGGAGACGAAACCACACCGCCAAAGACGAACAGUUACGGAAAACAAAAGAAGAGAAAACACAGUGCAGCCAAGCCCAACCACGCCGUGCACAUUCCGAAGGGUCUCGUCAUUCGGCCGAAGAUGACGUGCGGGAUACUAGCAGCAGCGCCGUUUCGCGACUACAGUUUCAAGGUGGGAAGAUCCUGGAUCGGUGCAGAUAGGCUAGCGCGCGGCUUUGCGCUUGUCCUUCGGACUAAGGUGCCGAACAAUGGGCGCGCCAAUGGCGCGGUGGUAAAGGAUGGUAGCAAGUGCGUGGGCCGAGCAAGUGACCAUACUAGAUCCCCUGAACGGAGCGGUGGCUGGAGUAAAGCCGGAGGUCCUGCCGCAACAAUGGCACAGCAUGAUGGACUUCCAAACAGCAGCAGAAAUGGGAGUGUCGAAGAUGGUGCCUUCGCAGCACGCGUUGCCAGCGAAGUGGGCGUUGCGCUGGCCUGCGUGCGAGGUAGAGAACGGCGGGCGGCGAUUCGGGCGCAGGCGCUCAAGAAACUAUCGAACGUGUGCCUGAACGGCAAGCCUUCCGGAAACGAGGCCAAGGAAGCCGUCCUAACCGAGAUUUCCAAGGUGCUCCCGGGAUGCCGCGCGUACGUCGGUGUGCUUCAAUCGGGUGGACACGCCUUGCUCUACGAGGCGGCCACCCCCAAUAGCGCGAUGAAGGGGAGAGAGCUACGUCGGGGCGAAGGCAUCGGCCUAAGCUGCCUGGAUGAUCCCAAUGGAGAGAUCCGUGUGAUACAGCACCGCGAAGGCACCGCGUCCGGGAUGGACGCGGGCGCCCCGGAGCCAGUCAGCCUCCAGGAAGCCGCGAAGGAAGGGGGGUCGAAACCGCCGAACUUUCGUGUGGGUGACGUCGUUGAGGUGUGGUAUGCCUCGUCGUGGCUUCCCGCAACGGUCGUGCGGGCAUGGGGGCACCAGUGCUACGACGUGAGGUACGAACAGUUCAGGGAGACAGAGGCGGGAGUACCGGGGUGGCGGAUGCGAGAGGUGAUAACCCUGGAACACCUCGACGUGAAGCUUUGCUGGGAAGGAUCAUCGGAACAGGAUGGGAGCCACGAUGCAGACGAAGACAUCCGUGCCAGUGAUCACAGCAGCAAGGCGUGGCCGUGGCCGUUCGUGUGCGCACCCCUCCGAAGCGCGGGGAACCGGGUCGGGGUGCUGGGGGUAGACGGGUGGAGUGACGUGGAGCUGGGACGACCAGACGAGGUUCACCCGGAGAAAUCGGUGGUGAAGUUUAUACACGAAGCCGCAAACUUGCUCGCCGACGCCCUCUACACGGAGCGGCGAAACAGAGGCCUGUCUGCACUGGGGAAGGCACUCAGAGAGCAAGACACAACACAGAAUGGCGCGCUGGAGGCACUCCUUGUGCUGCUGCGAGAGACCAUCACGUUUCGCACGCGAAUAGACGUGCUCGAGACUCGUGGUUCUGACCCAGGAGCCGUGUACUGCCGUGGGACGUGGCAGGAGAGCUCCUCCGAGAAAGAAAGGGGGACGGGGUUAGGGCAGCGGGACCGAAGGCCACAAGCCCCAGCGCGCGUGUUCGAUGUAGGCGUUGCCCCUCGUGUGGAGGAGCUGUGCCUCACACCCGCUCAAUACAUGCGGUUGAGCAAUCAUGAUAACCGGGGUGGCGGGGGACCCUUGUCUUCUCAUAAGCAGACUCAGCAGUCCCUUUUCCUUAAAGAGAUCACCCCCUACCAAAGGGAAAUGCAUUGCAUCGCGAGAGACGGCCUGGGCGCCACAAGCGGCCUGCAAGCCAAAGCGCUUACCACACCCGGUCGACGAGGAGAAAUUGUCGGUCGAUUCCAACGUCUGUUAGUUAGAGCCGGGGGAGGCCGGCCGUCCGCCGACGGCUGGUACUUCAUUCGAGUGGCUCGGACCCUGCCAGAAGACAUACCGCUAGAACCAUCCGACACGACGAAGAAGAUCAAAUCGAAACCGAAAGCUACCAAGGCGCGAGGAGUAUCUACUGCCAACAAUCCGGCCGUAAGCUCCGAGGAUGGUGACAUAUGGCUGCUGUCCGAGAUGUGCCGUAAACUUGAGAUUGGGUUUAUGGCCAUGGCGAGCCGAGAACAACGUGCGCUGGUCCGCGUAAAGGCUAUGGAUAGGGUUCUCAACUGUUGCAAAGGUUUCAAGGUCGCUGCUGCUGCGGCGCCGUCACCGACGGCCUCCAAGAAUGCAGUCGCUGAUGACCACUCGAGGGACAGGACGGCAAGAACUGAUGCAUCGUCAGCGAUGGUCCGUACCGGUGGAGGUAGCAAACCAGCAACAGGCGCCCUCGAUGGGCCAGGCACUAAGAGGGGAGCCCUGGCAACGGUAGACACACCAAAACGCAAGACGGGGCAAAGGGCUUCAAAACGGAGUGGAAAACCAGGCACACGCGACAAAAAGGACGUUGACAGUCCUACGUCGGCUACUAUUGCGAUGGCGACGGAGGAGACGGGGGAUUCAUCAAGCCCCAGGGUAUCUGCUGCUGUGGCGGUGGCGACCGGAGACGAGACAAAGACGAGCAAGAGGGCCGCCCAACACCUGAUGUUCUCGACACCGGUGCAGGCGGCAACCCCGGCCGAGACUGUCGACGGGCGGAAAGGAGCGCUGGUAACGCUGAAAGACGGCAGGCUUGCGGUUCUAGUUCACCAGGGAGACAAGAGGGUGGCGGUGGUCGAGCAGCCAGGAGGGAGGCAACAUACUUUGCCAGAGAGUGAGGUGGUUCCAGGACAAACGGUAUUCCUGCAAAGCGGCCGAGAAGCCCUGCUGGUAGAAACUACCGACAACUCGAACGCUCUGUUGGUGGUCAGCACGAGUGGGAAGGCAAACAUAGUGGAAGAAACUGGCACAGGGAAACUUUCAAAGCUGCCGUUGUCGGUGCUCAAGGAUCUGGACGCCGUCGCUGCUCUCGCAGCAGGAGAAGGGCCGCCGGGGGCAAUUAACGGAGCUGAGCUAAUUAGACAGGUCAUCGCCUCCACGCAGUGGGUGAUGCCCCAGGUGGACAUUUACGUCGGCGAGCUCUCGCCGUUCGGGAGCUCGGUUAGGUUCGCGACAGCCAGCCCGCGCUCCAACGCUUCGGGUCGACUCAUUCACAGACAUUCCAAGCCCAACGGAGGCCCGACGUUUGGCGUGGUGGAGGACUCCGGCGCACAAGAAGAUUCUCAGGACGUAGAAAAGGACGAAGUGCAGAGCCCAUCGUGGGACGUCAUCGACAACUGCACGACGGCGGUCAUUCCCGGCGUUUACAGCCAAGACUCCAGCCGCUUGCAUUUUUUCUCGGACCCGAUGCAGCAGGGCUGGCCGUGGGUAGCAGUACCGAUUCGACCGAGUACCUCGAGCAGGGCGGUUCGCGGAGUCUUUUGCGUCGACAGGUUCGAGGACCCCUGGGCAGACGAGGAAACGGUCACGUGGCACCCAGAGAAGGACGUCCUUGCCUACCUGGAAACCUGCGCUUCGGAGUUGGGCCUCGCCCUCGACCGGGAGGCCAAGAGUCGCGCGCUUCGGAGGCUCCGCUCCAUUACGUUGGACGAAGACACAGCGGUAGCGACAGCACCAUCACGGCCUGGAUCUGCUUCGCCUCCUGCUGCAGGGAAGACGCACAGGGGGGGCUUACGAAAGCACGGGGCCGCAAAACGAGACGGAGGCGUGAAGAGCCGAGAUGAAGGCGCUAGUGUUUCGUCCGCCCAAGACGUGUACGCGGCCGUUGCGACCUCCAUGUCCCAGGUGUGGGAGGCGACCCAGCCGUGCGACGAAGAAGGCAGAUUUUUCUUGGAACCUUCUCUGGCAGGCCAGCCGCCCCUGUUCGAGGCUGAAGAUGGCGACACGCGAGAUUACCUCAAGCUUCAGAUCACUCACUGCAUGGGGCUCACCAAGGCCGAUCGCUUCGGUCUAUCGGACCCGCUCUGCAUCGUCAAAUGGCCGCGGCACACCCGAGAGCUAGGCAAAACCCCGACUGUUUACAACACCGUUCAUCCCGUUUGGAAGGCGUGCUUUUUCGAGCUUCCCCUAGAAACGGCGGCACCAGCAACGCCUGUUGCGGUCGCUGUUGGCGGUGGAGGUGGUGGCGGUGGCUCUCGCAAACAUAGUGGCGAUAGCAGCUUCGGUAAAAGUGACAGCGUCGACGAGGGCAAUAGGGCGAGCGGGUGGGCGGGGGGCGGUGGAAGCCUAGAACGACAAGAGAAGAAGACGAUAGAACUCACGGUGCAGGUCUGGGAUGAGGAUGGGGGGGUGGCUGCCGAUUUCCUGGGCGAGGUGAAGUUGGACGCACAAGCGUUGCUGGAAAUGGCACGCGGCCGACUGAAUCUGGUGCUACCGUUGGAGGCCAAACACGACGGCAGCAUGACCAAGAAAGAGCGGGAACACGUGCAGGGAAGCAUCGGACUUUGUCUGGCGCCGGCCACCGACGGAGCCUUGUCUCGUCUUCAGGAGUCGAUAGACGUCGAAAAGGUUUUCCUCGAGGUGACGAUUGAGGGGAGCUUUGGACUUCGUCGGGGAGACGGCGCCUGCGUCUUCGCGAUCGCUACCUUGGACGGGAGAGACGUCGGAAGCACCGCGGCUAUGCCUAACGGUUUCGACCCGGUGUGGAUGGAGACCGUUCGCAUCGAAAUCGCCCGCGAUCGUCUUCAUAACCGACAGCACAAGGGGGAAGAGGGACGCGGCCCAAAAGGGAACAACGGCGACUCCUCCCCCGCACCCAACGACUUCUCGAUCAUCGUUUGGAAUCGCGUUCAAGGUCGAAGGCAAACGCACCCAGACGAGUGUGAGUUCGUGGGGCGCCUGGACCUCUCGGUUUCACGGCUAGUGGCCUACGCCGUUAGUGACGAAGGCGCGGCAGGCGGCACCGGGGAUGCGAAAACGACCAAGACUCAUAAACUGCCACUCAAGAACAAGAGAGGCAAUGAAGAAGAGGGAUGUUUGGUGUUUACUGUCCAGGAGAGGUCGCCCUCCGAAUGGCGAGCAGGGCUAGCGGAAGCCGCCACGAUCGCCGAAAGCUACGCCGACGCGGCUAACGUAGAGGCUUCCGGCUUAGAUACGGUGUUCGACAGGAGAGUGAGGCUGACGGUGCUUCGAGCGACUGGUCUGGCCCAGGCGGACGAUUCCGGGGGCGCAGAUCCGAUGUGUGUGCUAAAAAGGAGGGGUCGUGAGGUUGGCCGAACCACGACGAUCUACGGCAGUCUCGAUCCCGUCUGGGGAACCAAGAGCAAGGAGGGAGAGAGCUUCUUGCUGACCAUUCCUCACCCCCGAGAGGCGUCCUUCGGAGGGGGCGGCGUCGUGCUCGAGGUUUUCGAUGAGGAUUUUGGAGACCCCAGCGACUUCCUGGGCCAGGUCAUAGUAUCUGGUAACGACCUUCUUCGCUUCCACUCUCCGGGAACGUUCAAAGGAACCGAGGCUCAGCACAGGCAGGUUGAGCUGCAAAAGAAGCCGGAGGUGCCACUUUCAGACCAGUGGUUAGUGCAGGGUGAUUUGUUCUACAAGCUGGAAGGGGUCGACAAGGGAGACGAGGACGUGACUGAUACGGUAGUCAUCGAUCACGCGAGCAUCGUCGAUGGGCCCACCGACCUAGAGGAAACCACAAGAGGAUAUGCCGUCCCUUUGCUGAGCUCACAGUACCGACGAUUGGAGAUUCGGGUGAUGGAGGCGGGCGGAUUGGCCAAAGCCGACAGGUUUGGUCUGUCAGACCCCUACGUCGUGAUCCGGGCCAACGGACAGACGCAGCUGGGGCAUACUCGCACCAUCGCCCUAUCGCUGGAUCCCGUGUGGACGAAUCCGGAAGAGCGUUUCGUGGUCGCGGUAGGCUUCGAAGACGCCGCAAAGUGCGACCUGACAUUGGAAGUCUGGGACGAAGACGACCUCGGGCAGGGCAACUUCUUGGGUCAAGUUUCCCUGCCCAAGGCGCAACUCUUGGAGUUCAUUCUUCCGACUGGACCCAUCGAGUGCGAGCUGGAGAAGAAACAAACCGAGGAUGACGGUUUCAACGAGCUGGUGCAGGGAGUGCUGACGUUCUCGAUCCGAGAGGCGUACGGCAACAUGCCCGAUGAGCCUCCAGAGGGGGAGGGCAGCGGUGGCCAGGUGAUGUUGACGAUUUUGUCAGCAAAGGGUCUCGCGAAGGCGGACGUGUUCGGAAAGUCGGACCCUUUCGGCAUGGUUCUUCUCAACAGGCGGGAGAUAGGUCGCACGCGUACCCUGUUCAAAACUCUCGACCCUUGUUGGAGCGACCCGCGAGAGACCUUUUCUCUGCGCGUCGCAGGCAACCGCUGUAACGUGAUUGUCCAGCUGUGGGACGAGGAUUUGGGGAAACGAGGGGAUUUUCUAGGGCAGGCUUCCCUAGCAUGGAGAGACCUUCAUCUACUCCCGGGCGAAGCUAGUCGCGAACUGAACCUGGCUCUGGGGUUCCGCGACGACGCCCCCAAGAGGGACCAGGAACUGGUGCAAGGGACGGUACAACUGCUAGUGGAGGCACCAGUGGCUGAGAUACAAAUUGGGGACGGGGCUGCGCGAAGCUACGCCGUGACGGUGGAUCGGGCGUGGGGGCUCGGAAAAGCCGACCGGUUCGGGAAAGCGGAUCCAAUCGUCUCCAUCAAGGUGAACGGCGACGGAGAUAAUGCCGAGAGAGGCAGGACUCAUUCCAUUGCCGGCACUUUGCAACCGGUCUGGCGAAACCCGCCGGAAGUGUUCAUCCUCACCGCGGUGGAAGAGAUUAUCCUGGAGGUGUGGGACGUCGACUUCCAUAAGAAAAGCGACUUUCUGGGUGAGGUGCGCCUGAGCAAGCAGGAUCUCGCGGAGAAGGUCCCCGUCGACGGUGCCCAUGAAUUCACGGCCGCCCUGCAGCCGAAAGCAAACGUCACGGACAAGUUUAAUCGACUGGUGCAAGGGUCGUUGAGGUUCACGUGCCAGGACUGGGUGAGCCCUGAUCGUCUUGUUCUCGAGGGGCUCGGGGAAGAAGUAAAGCUGUUCGUGGUGUCCGCCUCCGGCCUUCCGAGGGGACACCAUUUCGGCGUAUCCGAUCCGCUGGCGUGUGUGAGAUGGAAUGGCCUGGAAGUGGGGCGCACGCGAGUUAUCAAGAAGAGCACCUCGCCUGCGUGGGACGAGGGUUUCCAGAUUGCUACACCGCUGGAAAGUACGGGUAUUCACCAACACACAGGGUCGCCCGGCAACCCAAACAUCGAAGUGGUUGUGGAGAUCCUCGAUGCUAGCGCCGGCGGCUCAGCAACGGCAUUGUCAACCGUAGCCAGCACCCGGAGCGGUCUGAUUGGCCACGUCGUUCUGGGAGAGAGCACUCUUCGACUCCCCGAACCCGGGGACGGCCCGCCGUGCAAGGUUGUGGAACUCCCAAUAGAACUCCAAGAACCACCGUCGACUACGACCAAACGGAGGGCUCUGACUACUGCGAAACAAGCGUUCAACGGGGUUCAGAACCACAGCGAUGGCGAGAGGAAGCGCCCGGCAACGAUAAUUCUGUUCUUGGAGAGACAACCGCCGCCCAUGGGAUCGCCUCCUUCUCGGGGCCUGAAUCCUUUGUCCGCAUUGCAUGAGACGAAGGUAAGGACAGAAGAAACUAGCCCAACAGCAAUAGCAGCAGAAACAGACGGUCGAGAUCGGACGGACACCACCAGGUCUCGAACCACCGUCGAACACGACACCAACGUGAAGGAUAUCGGCCCCGACGACAGAAAUGUUAUGGACACGGCAGCCAUCAUCGCGGACAGCGAGCAGGAACGGCCAGGGCUACAGCGACCGCAACGAUCGCCAAGACCACCCGCGCGAGAGAAGAUGCAAAUCAAGGUUUACAACGCCUGGGGGCUAUCUUCCGGGGCUCGAGCCUUGGACGUAGUCAUUACCGUCAUGGCGUGCGGGAGGGGCGUCGGAACGACUCACGUGUCGUCGGUGGGAGGGACGACGUCGCCGGAGUGGAUCGACGAGCAUUUCAUCCUACCUUUGGAGAUGUGUGCCGAGCUGUAUUUCGAUGUCUGGGGGCGCAAGAUGGGCAACCAAGAUGCUUUUUUAGGACGGGUUCUCCCGUUAGAAGACCAGACCUUGGUCAAGGGGCAUCUGUUGUUCUCACUCAACCCCUGGCACGAUUUCGACUACGCUGGGGAGUUGGACAAGAGCAGGGCCAAUCGCAGCCUUCAGGUGCAAGUGCGCCUGGUCGGUGCGACUAACCUCACCUCUCCAUCAGCGUCGGUGUUCGCGACCUUCUCGUUCCAAGGCACGGAGCUGUCGAAGACGGAAGUUGUCCCUGCCCGUUCCGACCUUAGACAACAGAACGCCUCGCUCAACAGCCGAGCCUCCGCCGUGGUUACAGAAGCUGGGCUGGCACCGGGGCCCGGGGCAGUGCAGGCUGCUGCCGAGGAUAUCUAUAGCCAUGUGUGGUCGGCUCGACACAGCAACACGUGCACAGUGCCGCUCGCGGAGGAGUGCGUCGACCGUCGAGAAACCGAGAUAGAGAUCGACCUGUGGGAGGAAGGGGGGCCAGAGAAGGAGUAUGGGGAUCACCUUGGGCAGGUGAUUUUGACCGGGGACUUUGUGCCGCACCUAGCACACGGCGCGGUGGUGUGUCGCCCCCUUCGUCCGCAGCGCUCUCACCGGAGCACGAGCAACCCGGCCGCUAGGGGGUCACUCAGUUUCCAGUUGUGGCUUCGACGGGGCGGGGAAAGCCUCGCAUCGGAGUUCGUCCACUCUGCGCUCACGGUGGAGGUACUCGCGGCCAAAGGAUUGCCACCGCCAUCAGGAAGAUGGCGACGGGCGUUUUGCAUCGUGAAAGAAGACGAGGUGGAAAUUGGACGCACUCAAACAUCCGUCAUUGAUGACAUCAGCACGUCGACUACAGCUGCAGUGACAACAGACAAAGGGAUCUCCAUGCCGGGGGUAGUAUCGUGGGAAGAAGACCACCACGAGGACACCAACCAGUUCGCGGUGACGCUAUCGCCCCGCCACGGUGGAGGGCUGCCCCUCGAGCUCACCGUGGAGUUGUGGGAAACAAGCUUGGCCAAGGAUGAGGAUGAAGAUGAGGAUUCUAUUUGCGUUGGAAAGCGUGCUGCAGGCAAUGCAAACGUGACGUUCAUCAGAAGUAGGAAGAACAGACCGGAGCACGAAGGACAGCAAAGCAGCGUCCGACGCAUCGGUUCCGCCCGAGUACGUCCUGACACCCUGCUGCUCUCGGUACCAGGACGAGUCUCUCUCCCCCUCGAGCUUUUGCCGGCGGGCUCCAACUCCACGUGCCGAAGCGGUGCUAAAGGGGGCGCCAGCAUUUCUCCGGUCGUUGGCGCUACAGGCACCAAACAAACUGUGAACGCGGGUAAGUCAGACGAAGCCGGAGCCCUAACGUCAAAAAUUGUCCUGCGCGUCACCCCCCAGGUCGGUCUGCGCUGGGCACGUCGCGUGAUGACGGCAGCCCGGGCCGCGAAACGCUUCAUUGCUCUCCCGUCACCACCAACCCUGUCUCCGGGAACGAAAUUGCUGACAACAUCACCAAACAACCACACCAGUACAGCGCUAUCGGGCGACACCGACGAUGUCCAUGAGGCUCACGUGGUCUACAUGACCAACGCUGAGGGGUCGGCGAGAAAAUGGCGCGCCCCUGUCACCCCCGGGAACUCUAUCCCUUGCAAGGACUACGAAGAUGUUCUCGAGCUCGUUUUCGCGUCGGUGCCCGCAUGCUGCCCACGGGCGCCAAGCCUCCUGGUCGCACCGGUUUCCGACAUCGGCGUGCGGCUAGGGAAGGUGUGGAUCGGUCCGAAGAUCGCCGCACGGCACGCGCUUGUCGCUCACCGCCCUGAGCAGCAUCAACAAACGUCCAGCGAUCACAACAAGAAGAACGAUGGUGGCAAAGGCUUAAAGGUCGGUGAUAAGAAGACCUCUUACCCCUCCUCCGACGGUGGGGAUGCUCCUGUGGAACCUCCGCGAGAAGACGAGCUGUUCGUGCGAGUCGUGGCCGCCGAGGCGGAAGGCCUCUUGCGGCACAUCAGGGCAAGAGACAUGCGGGCCGAGCAGCGCAGGAUGACGCUAAGCAGGGUGCGAGAGAUCUGCGACGCUUGGAACCACGCCCGUGCAAGACGGGGCGACCCGCAGCACCAGGGGACCGCUCAUCCUACGGACCACGUCAAACAGGAAGAAGCAAGAAGACUCAGCAGUGCCAGCCACCUUGCUACGGGAGGUUCGCGAGCAGGGUUCCAUAGCGAGGGGAAUGACGGUGGCGACGAGCCAGAAGGACAAGGUAGAAUGCAGGACCCCGACAGCGAUGACAGCCGGGAUAAACGAGGAUCGGACUCAUCCGAUGAAGACGAUGACGAUGAUGACGACGAUAACGACGACGACCACAUAGACGGCCGUGCCUACGGAGAUCUCUACCGGAGGGUUCUGAGGGCGUUAGAGAUUGCCCUCCCGGGGGUGUCCAUCUAUCUCGGCCUCCUGGAGAGUGGCGCACAAAGUAUUCGGUACGUGUCGUGCACGAGGCAGUCUUCCAUGGCUGGGAAGCAGCUGAAGCGGGGCGAGGGUAUCAGCUUCUCUUGCGUGGGGCCUUCAUACGCCCCCUACGUUGUGUACCCCCCGCGCAGACGCGAAGCACCAAAACAAGGACGGGUCACCAUCAACAGCAACAGCCAAGUUAGAGGACCGCCCCGCAAUGAGGAGGAGAAGCAGGAGAACGCGACACCUCGGCCGGUGUCAUCUUCCUCUCUCUCCGAACCCAGCACCACAGAGGCCGUCGAGACAGCGACAGCGGCGGAGAUACCACCAUCCGACAGACACCAAACACCUCACGUGCAGAGAUCUCUAGAAGAAGGCGUCGUUUCCAUCCAGAAAUUGUUUCGAGGGAAGCUUGGCCGCGACCGGAUGCAGCACGCUCACCAGCAACAUCCAGAGGCAGCGAACACCUCUAAUAAGGGUGGUCGAACGACCUUUGGAGAGGCGGCGACGAAGAAACCGGCGUUGAUGAUCCCCAAGGUGUUCGACUACGAGGGUCGCGUGGGGUGGCCCUUCGUAUGUGUGCCGUUGGAGGGGUUCUUGCGGUCGAGCUCGAUUGGAGUGAUGGGGCUGGAUACCUUUGAGCAGAUGGGUAACAGCGGGAGCGUGCGCGACCAGCCGGAGACCGGUGUUGUGCGCAUGGUGGCGGAAGCCGCGAGAGCUCUUGGGAAUGCCGUCAGCUGCGAUCGUCGGCGGCGUGCACUGAAGGCCGUGGCCGAAUCGUGUCUCAGCUUGAAAUCUUCUCUGAUCGACGUGCUCAUUGCGACAGCCAAGGCCGUGGAGGACUCGAUCAUCCCCUCUUCCCGAGCAGAAGUGUGGAAGGUCGACCCUUCAGACGGGAGUCUGUUCGUCGUUACGAAGCGCUUGCCCGGUCCUACGGACCACCUUCUAAGCGGGCGCGCCAUGCAACCGCCGGACGAGCGGUCGUCUUGCCGACAACUGAAAGUCGAGGUUACAGCGGCCGAGUUGUCCCCGGCGAUGGCAGCCGAGCCCGUGCGGGCCAUCCACUCAGUGGCUGUUAGAAUUUCUACGACAACGGGAGAGAGAGGCGUGGGCAGGGACAGCAUCAUUGGCGCUGGAAACAAGGGCAGCAACAGCAAUGCCUUCCGAACGGCACCUUUUUAUGUGAAGCAGCUGAGCACGACGACCUGCUCUCCGCAGUGGUACGAGGGCCACCGCCGCCUCCACGUCACCAACAGCAUUUCCAGCCUGCGGGCCGAGAUUCUUGCCAAGGUUAACCUCGGCAGCAGGGGCAAGGGCGGAACUACAAUGGGCAACGAGAGGAGGGGGCAGCAACAACAACUACAAGCGCCACCGGCGGAGGGGGUGACGCCUACCGGGAGGGGGGUCGGAGGAGCGGCGGAAUUAGCAGCGAACAGUGAGAUUGUCCUGGCCUACGCCUCGGUCGAUAUCAACGCUGUUAGAGACGGAUACAACUACGUUCAACUGUUUUCAUCGGGGCAUCGAGAUGAUGAUAUGGAUGAUGGUGGGGGUUCUUCGACGAGGAGAGCGGAGCCCGGUGAAGGUGGAGGCUCCAAGGAGGAACUCGGUUGGGGCCGAGGUUACACAACACUGGUCAUUCAUGGGGCGUCUGGCCUAGCAAAAGCCGAUCGCCUCGGCGACUCGGAUCCAUACUGCGUCGUCAAGUGGGGAGGGGUCGAGCUGGGGCGCACGAAAACCUGCCCAAACACACGCGAGCCGAAAUGGGGCGAUGAGAGGUUUCGACUUGCUCUGCCAGCCGAAGAACCCAACGACAAAAAGAAGCAUCUGCCGCUAAUUUUGGAGGUUUGGGACGAAGACAUGCCGGGGACUAAAGGCGAUUUCUUGGGGCAGGUUGUCCUGCAAGCCAACAAGUUGGAAGACCCGGCCCCGGGACCCCGAGGGAUCGUGCUGUCGAGAAAACCCGCGGCCGAGCUGAAGCUUUCCAAGCAGAAGCUCGUGCAAGGGAUGGUGGAGUUCUCCUUAGAAACCUCGCGCGCCGCAGCCGCUGCCGCCGCCGCCGCCAUCGCAGAAAGCGGUGGUACUACUGCGCUCUCGGAAACCGUCAAGGGCAACACGUCAAAAGCGUCCGCAACGGACAGAGUUCAAGCCGGCAAAGGAGGGGCUGCGUCUUUCGCUGGUGGGGCUUGUAGGAAGGCGGAGAACGGCAGCGACGGCAAGGCGACGACGGGAACACCUGCCUGGCGGGACAACAACAAGGGCGCAGAGACGGGAAAUUUUGCUGAAGGAGGAACAAACGCCGCGGUAGCUGCUAAGGGGCCCAAGGGCCAGCAACAACAACAUGCGGCGUCUGCUGCUGCGGCGGCGGCCACCGAGAAACCUGUCGCCGAGCAGCGGUUGACGACCGAGUGGGAAGGGGUCACGUGGGACGAAGACGACAUGCCCGAGGCCAAGAGCUUGGGCACGGUCAGCGUGGGCAUGACGACCGUUAGUAGCGCCAGCCUGGGCACUGCCGGCAGCAUCACCCUCGGCACCGUGGAACUGGCCUCUAAGGACGGGGACAUGGCGCACGCUGGGCUUUCAGACGCAGUGCCCCAAGACCUUCUGGCCCACAAGUUUGGAGACUCAAAAUAUUUCUGCGUACUUGAAGUGGGGCAGCGCGAGGUGGACAGAACCCGCCAAGUGAAGCGUAACCCGGAGUUGGUAUGGGAAGCGCCCGAGGAACGAUUCCGCGUGGCGAUCGAAGACAUCAAGGGAGCAAAGCCCGCUCCGAACAGUGUAGGCUUUGUCAACACAACCAAUGCCACGGGUGCUGCCACUCCCGCUGGUGAGCGAGACCCGCCAUCACUGGCUACGGCAAGGCACGGCGAGCAAGUGACACGGUUGUUCGCGGAGGCUGGGGGUGAUGGUGAGGGAGCCGGCGACGCAACCUUGGGCGCGGACCUAGACGGCGGCGCUCCUGUGUCCGUGUUGAGCAUCCCGGCUUCGGCCUUGCGCCGGCAUAGCCAGCAACCACAUCACGGGCAGGAGGUGGCGGCGGGCGCUUCCUCCCUUACCAUAAGCGUAUGGAGCAAGGGGACGGUGAUGGGAGGGCGCAGGGAUGUCCUCGUGGGCACUGCGACGGUGCCCACGCGGUACAUCGACCACCCUCCAGGGGACGCCUGGAUUCCCCUCGCCGCAGGAGGGGAUAGCCGCGAAGAUGGGCAGGCGGGGGGCAAGGCCGAACACAAGGUCGGAGGCGGUGGACGUGCGGAGGAUGCAGCAGCCGUUGGGACCGAAUCCAAGAACCCUGACGCCACUCCCGCUCCUGCCGGUGGAACCACCACCGCCCGCAGGGGCAGCACUAGCGGCCAGCAGCCUGGGGAGGGAUACGCGAUACUUCGGAUACACUCUGCGUCGGGACUGCGAAAGGCCGAUCGAUACGGAAGUUCCGAUCCGAAGUGCUUCAUCGUCUGGAAUGGUGAAAAGGCCGGAUCGACGUCCACGGUGUACGAUCAAAGUGACCCUUGCUGGGACCGCGAAAAGGAGGCUUUCACGCUCCGCCUUCCCCGGGACCGGAGCUUGUGCCAGUUGCACGUUGACAUCUGGGACAUGGAUUGCGCAGGCACCAAACGAGGCGACUUUCUUGGGCGGGCUAUCAUACCUACUGUGGCAGUCCUCCAUCCGCGACCUGGAGGGGUGGAAACCCCGAUUACCCUGCCGCUGCUCCCUCUCAACGGCCCAGCAGAUCCUUCAAACGCCGACAGGGAAAGAGUGAUGGAAAGGGGCGGCACCGAGGCGGCAAUUGUCAACCCCGCCGCCGCCGCUGUUGAUGCUGGUCCCGCCGGGUUAAAAGCCACCAGCAGUGGCGGUGCUCUGAGCCCCGCCGCAGGGGUACCUAGCACACACCGCGACACCCGCCAUGGUAGGGGGGCAGGAACGGCGGGGGGGUUCGCGAGCAGGAUGAUGCACAGCGUCCAAAAGCACCUCCAGAUAGACGACACUAUCACCGGGACGCUGACCGUAUCGCUAGAACUCUUUCAAUACAGCGAUCAAGAAGGGGGACUGGCGCUCGGCGGAGGCGUGCGUCAGCCGGGGGCACCGCGGGCGCGCGCUGGGUACGCGGCGUCGAAGUUCAAGGUGGCUGAGGAUGCCCACGAGGCGAGGAGAAGGAGAGAGAGGGAGGGCAUCCACGUGCCGCGGAUGCUGUCCAGGGUGCAGGCUCUGCACGACAAGCUGGAAGGUUCCGUGAUCACGGGACCGGCGGCGGCCAGGUUUUCGGAUAUGACAAAUGGAGCUGCGGCAAUUAUCCCCGAGGUCCUCGCAGGACAGGUCCUCAGUCUUGCCCGCAGGGCAGGCGGAGCGGGGGGGCACACUGUGAUGGCCGCUAGCGGCAGUGACGACCUGGCUCGGGACCGACUCGUCGUGCUGCUCCAACCCAUCCCCACAGACAGGAUACACAGUGACGGUAGUGUUGGUGGUGGUGAGGUGGGUGAUAGUGUUUCGCGGUCUGGCAAUCAAGAAGCCGCUGGGGAGGAAACUGCGGGGAGGAGGGAGCGGCUGCGUCACGAGAAAGACAGUGCUGACGUCGUGGUCCGAGGGGCGGAUGAACGACCGAGGCAUGUCAUCGUCAUCCCUUGUCUGCCGGGCCAGAUAAGCCUCUUCAGCGAUGUGGUGUCAACGCUGAAUCCCGCCUGUAGCGGGGCCGGACCGGAGGUCGAUGGCCCUCUACGGGACAUGCCGGUAGCUGUGUUCCUCCUUUCCAGUGGAGGAUACCGCCUGAAUGAGGUGGCGUCAUCGGCCGGGUGGAGCGACGGGCACGCCUUCAACCAAUGUUCGGCGGCGAUCAGCGCGAGCGGCGGAGCUGGGGCCCGGUUUGUCACUUCGGCCGGCGAUUUGGAGUCUGUCGGGCGGUGGUCCGGGCCUCUGCCGAUGGCGAGCGGGCUGGUCAAGCGCGCUGUAGAACGAGGCGAUAUUUUCCUCGUCAUCGAAAGCACCGUCUACGUUGCCAACGUCUCGUGGAGCAGCAUCUUGCAAGAGGCGGUCUGCAAAAUCUAUUCGGCCGCCGUCAAGGCGCUCACCGAGGGCUUGCCCUGGGUUCGCGCCGCGGACGUGUGGCACGUCUCUUCGAUCCCCGACCACAAAAAAGUCUUCGAGCCCGAACCACCUCCUCCACCAAUAAAGACUCGGAAGGACAACAACGACGUAGCCGUCGACGACGAAGCCAGCAUCGUCGACGGCAGCAACACAGUAGACGGAGACAUGGGCAGCAUCGGUUCGUUAACCGUAGACUCUGGUGGCCCUGCCGGGCACGGUGGAGACAUCCGCGUCGGGGCCUACUUCUGCGAGCGGAUCGUCGGGAAGACGUGGUCGGGUGCGCCCGCCGUGAUUCUUCGGUCUCUGCGGGUACCGGGCAGGGACGAGGCGGCGUGCGCCGCCCGAUGGCUGCGCGAAAAUGGCGAGGGUGGCGGAGGCGUGUUUGGAGACGACGACGGCUGGACCGACCAGCGCCUCCGGUUGUUGGCGGACGAAUGGACAGCGUGUACGUCGGCUGGCGGCAUGCCCGACUACGGGUUGGCCAGCGGCGGGGGGGGCGGUCCCGGAUUCCGGUCCCGAGACAUCGCUGCCACCACCGCCCCCGCCACCGUAGGGAGCGGGACCUCCGGCACCGCCGCCGUCGCGGGGUCCGACACCGCAGCGACACUAUCAUCGCCGCUACCCCUCGUGUUAUUGCCUCGAGCAACGCCGCGGCCAUUUAUGCUUCACACCGGUCACGUCAUCGUCCCCUUUCUUAAUGGGCGCGUGCGGGAGACCGAGAAGAGGGGUCCCAACGUGGUCAUCGGGCACGGAGUGGUUCUCGCCGUCGAUCGCGGGGUAGACUGGCGGUGUUGGGAGUCCCACCUCACGGAGACCGCCGCGGUGGCUACGCGAUGCUUCGAGCGCUUGGAGCGCGAAGGGGAGAGUGUAGAGAGAGAACGGGUCAACGAUUGGGCGGAGAAACUCCUCAAUCGGAACACAGCUGGUCCGAAGUAG
Ectocarpus siliculosus is the source of this 16863-nucleotide messenger RNA. NCBI's taxonomy places the organism in Eukaryota, Phaeophyceae, Ectocarpales, Ectocarpaceae. The record is from the annotation of a GenBank genome assembly.